AUGUCUUCUAACUGGAAAACCGUAAACAAAAUGCUGGAGCUCCCUCCUUUCCUAAUAAAAGACAAAAUGCACUCGUACUUGGACUUUCAGGCCUUUUGCAAGGCAAAUCCUCUUCCGAUCAGAUCUCUUUCAAUUCCCGACAAUAAGAAUCCAUCGGUAUCAUAUUCAGGUUCCGGCAAUGGAGAUACUGAACAAGAAACCAUUUAUUCCACAAAGUUUCCUCAUUCCCCCGAGAUACUUCCAAAAUUUGAUAUUAACUUUGCCACGCGAGGUUACUUAGACUAUCCCCGCGGAUUGUUGCCUUCGCAAUUCCAUUGUCAAGAGCAUAUCAUGGUGGAACCGAAAGGUAAACCUCACAAAGAGCACAUCAGAACUCGAAUGAAUAAGAAGCCCGGUAUACCGGUCGCCGUAAUAGAUAUCAAACCAUCUAUCGUCCCCGCACAUUUGCUGGGAAAUGGAUAUGGUAGGUUGGUGGAUCAGAAUUCUCUCAAGACUCGAAAAGAUCCAGAAACCAGCAGUGACGGUGGCUCGUGUUAUCGGACAGAAAAGGAAGAGGGGGAAAUAAACCACGAAGUCUCCGCUGCAAUGCACUCGAAAUCUUUGAAAAAAAAACGUAAACUGUCGGAAAAUCGCAUUGCCUAUCUAAAAAGGAAUAAAGCCCGGUAUAAGACACGAAAAAGACGCGAGAAGAGGUUGGCAAUGAAUGGUAAUGCAAAAAUAGAUGUUGAUGGAAUGUUAGCAUUCGCCACCUUUGAAAAACAUGAAUGUUGA
Acaulospora colombiana is the source of this 771-nucleotide messenger RNA. The record is from the annotation of a GenBank genome assembly. NCBI's taxonomy places the organism in Eukaryota, Fungi, Glomeromycota, Glomeromycetes, Diversisporales, Acaulosporaceae.